AAUCUAACAAUCAAGACAAUAUGAAUUCACAAACUACUAUUUCUAAGACUAUAGCUGCUAGAGUCAAUAAAAAUACUAGACAAAAAAAAACUCUAAUUGCUUCAAAACUAUACCUCAGAGUCAAACCUUGUUUAAAAGUAACUAACUUGACAAGUAAUAUUUUAAAUAAUACUUUAGAUUCAAGUAUAUUCAAUCAAACUACUGAUCCAAGUAUGUCUAAUCAAGCUAUCAACUCAAGCAUGUCUACUCAAGCUACUAACUUAAGAAUAUCUGAUCAAGCUACUAACCCAAGUAUAUCUAAUUAA
Scutellospora calospora is the source of this 305-nucleotide messenger RNA. The record is from the annotation of a GenBank genome assembly. NCBI's taxonomy places the organism in Eukaryota, Fungi, Glomeromycota, Glomeromycetes, Diversisporales, Gigasporaceae.